UUUCAGAGUGCGUCGGCGGUACGAACUCCCGGUGUCAAUGCUGACGAGAGAGCAGAUCGUUGAUCUCGCUGAAAGAUUUUCGACAGUUGAUGAAAGUGGUUGUGGUACAAUACCAGUGGCGGAUGUUCAGGAAGCACUUAAAAUUGCAGGCAUUGACCUCCCAGGUUUUCAGUUUCGUGAACUAAUGAAACGCUAUGGAAGCGCGAAGAACUUGGCAUUUGAUGAUUUCCAAAAUUUGUUUAUUGAAUUACGUAGCGAAAAAGAUCAGGAAGUGAAUGAAUGGAAACAGCGGAUUGGUUCGGUGACUGGUGCUUAUACAGUAAAGGGAUUGUCAGAACAAAGUAAUGAGGAAAUCGUGCACACCAUUCGAGUCGAGGAGGAGGUAGCUUUUUCAAAUUGGAUCAACAGUAAUUUGUGCAAUGAUGCGGAUUUGAAAAAUCUAGUGCCUGUAAAAACUGAUGGUGGAGACCUUUAUCAUAAAGUGCAAGACGGGCUUAUUAUAUGCAAACUCAUCAAUUUGGCAGUACCUGACACCAUUGAUGAAAGAGCCAUUAACAAAAAGCAUUUGAACACGUAUACAAAACUGGAGAAUUUGAUAUUGGCACUUAUGUCAGCACAGGCUAUCGGUUGUAAUAUCGUUAAUAUCGAUGGUGAUGAUCUGAGUAAGGGCAAACCACAUCUCGUACUUGGCCUUCUGUGGCAGAUCAUUCGGAUCGGUUUAUUUAAUCAGAUUGACUUAAGACAUGUGCCUGGACUAUUUCGGCUGUUGCAAGAAGGUGAGACACUGGACGAUUUACGCAAGCUUUCACCAGAACAAAUUCUGAUACGUUGGGUUAAUUACCAUUUAUCAAAGGCUGGCUUGAAUCGGACGCUAACGAAUUUUACCGCAGAUGUUAUCGACUCGGAGAUUUAUACUUAUUUACUUAAUGAAAUCGCUCCAAAAACAGCGAAUGUGUCCCUUUAUCCACUCUCUGUUAAGGGUAACAUACAGAGAGCGGCGGCUAUGUUGAAUGAAGCUGAGAAGAUAGACUGUCGCGAAUUUGUUGCGCCAAGCGAUGUUGCUCAAGGGAACUAUAAAUUAAAUCUAGCAUUUGUUGCCAAUCUUUUUAAUAAAUAUCCAAGCCUUCCGGAACCAGGAGCAGACGAGUUUGAAAUCGAUACUGCUGAUGAAACACGUGAGGAAAAGACGUAUAGGAAUUGGAUGAACAGUAUGGGUGUUGAUCCACAUGUCAACUGGCUUUAUAGCGAUCUUUGCAGUGGUGUUAUUAUUUUUCAACUUUAUGAUAUAAUUCGCCCUGGAAUAGUGAAUUGGAAACGAGUGGUUAAGAAGUUUUCCAAAUUAAAAGGUAUGAUGGACCAAAUCCAGAACUGCAACUAUGCGAUUGAACUUGGUAAACAGCUGCGGUUUUCAUUGGUUGGAAUACAGGGCAAAGACAUUUAUGAUGGCAAUCAAACGCUUACGCUUGCUUUGGUAUGGCAGCUGAUGCGCGCCUAUACUUUGACUGUAUUAGCGCAAUGUACGCAGAGUGGUGAUUCUUUGGCAACUGAUAAAGAAAUUAUUGCGUGGGUGAAUAAAAAAUUAGCGUCCUCCGAUCGAAAAAGAUCUAUAAAAAGCUUUCAAGACCCAGUAAUAUCCGAUGCUUGUGUCGUUCUGGAUCUUAUUGAAUCAAUCAAACCGGGCACAAUCAGUUACUCACUCGUAAAAACUGGUACUGCUGAGGAUAAUUUGGAGAAUGCAAAAUACGCAAUCACAUCAGGACGCAAAAUUGGUGCAAAAAUCUAUGCUUUGCCAGAAGACAUUGUUGAAGUUAAACCGAGAAUGGUAAUGACUGUCUUUGCGUGUUUAAUGGCGCGUGAUUAUAUGCCCAAUGUGAAAGAAGUACCAUCGCCAGCAGAAUCACUGGAAAAUCAUGAAUAAAAAUAUUACUGGAGUUUCAAGCUAACGCUUAUUCCCAUUAAUCCUGAUGUUUUUAUGUGCCCUAGUUAUAUUCAUGUUCCUUUUAUGUAAUCCUUUAAAACAUAUAGUGAACAAUGAAAAUCAGAAUCAUGAAUUAUAUCGGUGAAGAUUACAAAAUUAUUGCAGAACAUAAUUUCUAGGAAAACCGUUAUAUUGCUGAAAAGAAGUACUGCAUUUUAGAAUAGUAAAAUACCGUACUGAUUCUGUGAUUUCGUUUCUUUUCUCACCAACUUGAACACUUUUCACUUGGUUGUCUGAUUAUCAGCAAUUUCAUUACAUUGGCAUAUGAUUGUUUUUGUAUUCUAUGUUUCUAACGUGUACUUCGUAAUAACUUUAAUUUAUAAUUUAUAUUUUCGGUUGCACCACUGUUUAUUUCGGUUGCACCAACGUACAUUUCAAGAGUCAGGAAUUACUCACUGAGAUGAAAAAUUUGUAACCCCUUGUGUGUUCGGCCUUGAUUAGCCAGUUUUAUAUUUAAUUGUAUUUACCAGUUUAUUAAUUUAUCUCCUGUUCUUCCGAUCGGUGUAGCAACAUACUCGAGAAGUUACAUUUGCAGAAGUGGUUCAGAAGAGCAAGCAGCUGGGGAUACUUUUUAUACGACAUCUUCAAAGGGCACAUUCCGCAACAGCACGCGGGCAUCUUCCAAUGGUCCUUCAUAUUUACCACCGCAUACGGAUAGCGUUCCGAACAGAGAUUUCUUGCCCUGAAAUCUUUCAUUUCGAAUAAUUCCGAGGAUUCGAGAUAACGAGUCAAUGAUAUCUUGAAAUUGGUAAGCAGACUUUGGAUGCUAUGUUGGAUGCGACAACAUCAGGUAUCCAUUACGAGCGGUACAGUUUCGUUUCGUUGAGGUUCCAUACAAAUAUCUGGCUGGGCAGGGUUUUUAAAAUCACCCGCGUUAAAUGCAUAUUCUCAAAAAUGGGUAACUUACCAAUCAGUGAAGAUUUGGGAUGAAUUGCUGUAAUUUUUGAUAGUGUUAUGAAGCUAUUUAAUAUGUUAACUGUAUCAUAAAUCACUUGGAUAAACUAACUGUUCAAAUUACUUGACAAUUAUCACGC
Molecule: messenger RNA, 3012 nt
Organism: Loa loa (African eye worm)
Lineage: Eukaryota; Metazoa; Nematoda; Chromadorea; Rhabditida; Onchocercidae
Product: L-plastin
Exons: 15
Coding region: 38-1918 (626 amino acids)
Biological process (GO): actin filament bundle assembly; actin filament network formation
Cellular component (GO): actin filament; actin filament bundle; cytoplasm
Molecular function (GO): calcium ion binding; actin filament binding
Source: RefSeq, a predicted model, not a curated record